Blastomyces gilchristii SLH14081 is the source of this 425-nucleotide messenger RNA. RefSeq lists its product as uncharacterized. The record is from RefSeq and is a predicted model, not a curated record. Bases 49 to 390 code for a protein of 113 amino acids. Lineage: Eukaryota; Fungi; Ascomycota; Eurotiomycetes; Onygenales; Ajellomycetaceae. The transcript has a single exon.
GCACCUGUCGACAGGGCGGGAAGUUGAGAUAACGGCCAACUUUCCCGGAUGGAGUUUAACGGCUAUUCCAGACGUUCCACAGAUACAUUGUUUGGAUGCGGAGCUUGCAUGUAUCCAGUUUACCGCUUUUUAGUGUUUCCGAGAUGGCUGAGUGUGAAUUGCUAUGCUACGCACGGCCAGUUCAAAUUCGAGCAUUCGUGUCGUGUAAGAAGGAACCUCUUCGGGGUUACUCCGCAACAACUUCACUGCUUCUUGUCCCUCGUUCCUAGACGCAUAUCCCAGGCGUUGCAGCCCAAACAAAGUUCAGGUAGCAACAUCAUGACUCUGAGAAUAGGCUCACCGCUGUCAAUCCACCUUGGAUUGGCAAAUUUGGCUCCUCCCUCUGCCUAGUUCAUCCCGAAGGAUUAGUACUCGCGGACAGGUCC